GGCCCACUAGCAGCCAGCUGCGGCCUGCCAAGCGGACGCUUUCCAGCACGGAGCCGCCUUUCACCAUCUCCAGGCUGUAGCCGGACGAGGCCUCCUCUUCCUCGGCAGGGCAUCCUCCCCACGGGGGCUCCUGGUUAAAAUGUCCACCCUGUUUCUGCAAAGGACCUGCUGAGUAGCUGCUCUUCCGGCGAGAGUCCCUUAAGUGAUCUUAACAGCUUUUGUGCUAAGCAAGAUGCUCCGCUACUGGGGUGAGAUCCCCGUCUCGUCUAGCCAAGCCAACCGCAGCUCCUUUGAUUUGCUCCAGCGAGAGUUCCGCACCGUGGAGGUCCAGGAUCCCCUGCUGCACCAGCCCUCUGCCAACAAGCCCAAGCCCACCACCAUGCUGGACAUCCCCUCGGAGCCAUGCAGCCUCACCAUUCACACCAUCCAGCUGAUGCAGCACAACCGGCGGCUGCGCAGCCUCAUUGCCCUGGCUCAGAGUCAGGGCCAGCAGCAAGCGGAGGGCAUCAAGAUGGAAGAAAGCGAGCCUUUGCCCACCUGCCCUGGGUCCCCACCUCUCCCCGAUGACUUGCUUCCUCUCGACAGCAAAAUUCCCAACAUGCCGUUUCAGUUGCGGCACAGCGAUCCAGAAAGCGACUUUUACAGAGGCAAAGGAGAGCCAGUGACGGAGCUGAGUUGGACCUCUUGCCGCCAGCUACUCUACCAGUCCAUUGCCACCAUUUUGGCCCACGCGGGCUUCGAGUGUGCCAACGAGAGUGUCUUGGAAACCUUGACAGACAUCGCCCACGAAUACUGCCUGAAGUUCACUAAGCUCCUGCGCUUUGCUGUGGACCGAGAAGCCCGGCUUGGGCAAAGCCCUUUCCCAGAUGUCAUGGAGCAGGUCUUCCACGAAGUGGGCAUUGGCAGUGUGCUCUCUCUGCAGAAGUUCUGGCAACACCGGAUCAAGGAUUAUCAUAGCUAUAUGCUGCAGGUAAGCAAGCAACUUUCUGAAGAGUAUGAAAAGCUUGUGAACCCUGAGAAGGCAGCAGAAGACAUGAAACCUGUGAAGAUCAAAGAGGAGCCAGUCAGUGACAUCACGUUUCCCAUGAGUGAGGAGCUGGAGGGGGAUCUGGCAUCUGGGGACCAGUCUUUGCCUGUGGGAGUGCUUGGAGCUCAGAGUGAGCGCUUCUCAGCCAACCUGGAAGCAGAAGUGUCUCCGCAGACCUCAGGUGGUGAAGUGAACACUUCCCCUCUCUGGAACCUUCCGGUGAAAAUAGAGCCACAAGAGAGUGAGGAGGGCCACGUCCAUGGGCACCACGGGGUCCUGGGCAGUGACGUGUUUGAGGAGCCCAUGUCGGGCAUGAGUGAAGCUGGCAUGCCGCAGAGCCCAGACGGUUCUGAAAGCAGCUAUGCUUCCCCUUCCCCUGACAGCCUGAUGGGAUCAUCACCGGUCUUUAACCAACGCAGCAAGAAGAAGAUGAAGAAGAUGUGAAUUUUAGCCUGAAAGCGAUGGCAGCACAACUUGCUGAAUCAGAACCAGGAGCCACACAGGACUCUGAGCAGCCUCAGCCUGAACACAAUUGUGGUAUCAUUGGAUGGUUUGGCAGAAGAAGGUUGGAUGACAGAUGUGAAGAAAAGGGCAGCUGUUUUUUUUAUCGUGUCAGUACAGUAACAUUUGGUUCAUUCCAUAGUGAAUUCUAAUGGAAAUUUGUGAUCCAGCUAGUGUCUUUUAAAAACAAAACAAAAUAAAAUAAAACAAAACAAGA
Molecule: messenger RNA, 1745 nt
Organism: Lacerta agilis (Sand lizard)
Lineage: Eukaryota; Metazoa; Chordata; Lepidosauria; Squamata; Lacertidae
Gene: SUPT7L
Product: SPT7 like, STAGA complex subunit gamma
Exons: 5
Coding region: 233-1471 (412 amino acids)
Cellular component (GO): SAGA complex
Molecular function (GO): protein heterodimerization activity; transcription coactivator activity
Source: RefSeq, a predicted model, not a curated record